GUGUUUGUGUGUGAUUUCGUGGAGGAGUAGAAAACGGGCCAACCGGUGGCCAACGUCGAUGAGUCCCGAUGACGCUGUCCCGGGAGCAUCAUGUAUCGCUCCUGCUGGUGAUCGUCGUGGUCGCGUGCGCGUCUGUCGGAGUUUGUAACGGCCAGUACUAUACGACACGUGAUCCACGAUGGUACUCGCGGGAAGGUGACUUCAACUACAAGAUUCCUAACCCGGGCGAUCCGGACUAUCGAACCUACACGUUCAACAAUCGCCGGUACGGUUACUAUCAACCAAAUGGGUACGGCCAACAGUACCCAGGCCAGAGUCUCCCCGGCCAGUACCCCACCAACACGGGUUUAGGCGACGAUCGCUUCAAGUAUGAUCCGACCAAUCCAACGCUCGCCCAGACACCGUUUCCAGGUGUUCUUGGUGGUUGGCGGGAAGAUCUCCAGGGUAAACUGCGCCGUGAUUCGAUGCAGCUCGAACGUGACGUGUUCGUAACGACCAACUACGGACAAGUACAGGGCUUCAUCGUGUAUCUUUACGACAAUCCAGAUCCGAAGAAUCUAUACCGUCCGUGGCACAGUAAUGUCGAUCGGAUUAUGGGGAAAUGCUCCACAUUCUUGGGAAUCCCCUACGCUUUACCACCGACGUUUGAGGGACGCUUUAAGCCACCCCGACAACACCGAGGCUGGCAGUUGGUGCAAGCAGUCGACUAUGGUCCUGCGUGUCCACAGCCGGUGCAGUAUACGGGAGCUACGAAAGGCAUCCGGGAUAUGGACGAGGAUUGUCUGUAUCUGAACAUUUUCUCGCCUAAUACACAAGCAGGUGUUGCCCAGCGUUACCCUGUGAUGAUCUACAUCCAUGGUGGAGAGUUUGUUCGUGGUGCAUCCAACACCUUCCCGGGCCAUAUGCUGGCUGCGUUCUACGAUGUAGUUGUCGUCACGUUCAACUAUCGACUAGGAGCGCUUGGAUUCUUGUCCACUGGCGAUGAGAAUUCGCCGGGUAAUUACGGUAUCCUCGAUCAAAUCAUGGCUGUCCGCUGGGUGUACGAAAACAUCGAAUCGUUCAACGGUGAUCGUAACUCCAUCACUCUGUUCGGUCCCGGUGCUGGAGGUGCCUCCGCCGGUCUACUGAUGGUCGCUCCACAAACAAAAGACAUCGUAACGCGCGUAAUCGGACAGUCCGGAUCAGCGCUGGCCGAUUGGGCGCUGAUCGUGGACAAGUGGCGAGCACAGAACACGAGCCGCGUGUUUGCCCAGAACGUUGGCUGCUCGAUCGAAACGUCCUGGAAGAUGGUAAACUGUAUGCGCAAUGGGCGUAGUUCGUACGAGCUGGGUAAUGCCGAGUUUGCGCCGCACGUUGGCCUCUUCCCGUGGGGACCGGUGUUGGAGAAUAAUUUUACCUUCCCGGGCGAUAGUUGGUACGAGGGAUGGAGUGAGCGUGAUUGGCACUUUCUGUCGGAAACUCCGGAAUCGUUGAUCCGUCGGAGACACUUUAAUCGUGGUCUGCACUACAUGAGCGGUGUAACGCUGCAGGAGGCCGCGUUUGUGAUUACGGGGAAUAAAUCGCUGGCACCGUACUUUGUGGUUGAUGAGCGAUUUUUCGAUCAAAAGGUGCGAGAGCUUGUGCUGCGGUAUAAUUACACGCUGAAUUUGAACGGGACGUACGAGGCGAUCAAGUACAUGUACACGUACUGGCCCGAUCCGAAGAAUACAACAUUUAUACGGGAGCAAUACAUCAAUCUCCUGUCAGACUUUCUCUAUCGAGCCCCAACGGACAAGCUGAUCAAGCUGCUAGUCGAACAGAAUGUCCCGGUGUACAGUUACGUGAUGAACACCACCAUCGAAGGUCUCAAGCUAGCCGAAUGGUGUAAGGUUCCACACGAUAUCGAACACUAUCUACUCGCCGGAGCACCAUUCAUGGACGUGGAGUUCUUUCCACGUCGCGAACGGUUCGAUCGACUCAUGUGGACGGAUAACGAUCGUAACAUGAGUCACUUCUUCAUGAAAACGUACUCGGACUUUGCACGGUACGGUAAUCCAACACCGACGCAGGUUCUUGGCCUUUACUUCGAGAAGGCAAGGAAUGGUGAGCUGAGGUAUCUGAAUCUGAACACGACGUACAACUCGACGAUCAUGAUGAACUUCCGGCAGACGGAGAGUGCCUUCUGGAUGGAGUACCUUCCAACGGUGGUCGGUGUGCUGAUACCUACCUAUCCACCAACGACGGAGUUCUGGUGGGAACCGAAAGAACCACUGCAGAUCGCGUUCUGGAGCUUAGCUGCUGCGUGUCUCAUACUGUUGGUGCUCGUCGUGAUGUGCUGUAUGAUGUGGCGCAGUGCAAAAAGAGAAUCUGAUCGCCUCUACGAUGAAGCCGUCUUCGGCAUGGAUAAUCCCGAAUCGGAACGGGACACAGUGAUGGAGAACAACAUGCUCCAGGCACAACCGCUUCGUGGUCAGUCGGGCAACAUCUACGAGUACCGCGACUCGCCGUCCAAGUACAGCAAGAUGCCACCGGACGGUGGUUCUAUCCGGUCGCCCAGCAGUCUCGGUAUGACGCAGGUCACCGGGAAGAGUGGUCUUACCGGUAGCCAAAGCUCGCUACGCAGUGCCAUCUCGAUGAAGGAAUCGACCUCCAUCUCGCCGCCACCGUCGAAGGAAUCGAACUUCGAUCGGAACAUUAAGUACGCCGGUGGUGGUACGGCGGACGUCCAGAGCGAAUCGAUCCAACGCAACGGGAAGUUCCCAAGGUCCGAUUCGAAGAACUUGCUAGCGUCGGCGACGCCUGCCGAGCUGGCACGAUCUCAACGCGAUCUUGGUGGUGCUACCUCACCGAUGAGUGAGGCGUCCGUUAUGGCUGGCAGUGUGUUGGGACGAUCGCAGCAAGUAACUCCCGUACCAUCGAGCCGUGGUGGAAUGAAGAGUAAUAAUGCCAGCCGAACGAACCUGAUCGAGGGCAUUCCUCAGACGGCGGUUUAGUAGU
Molecule: messenger RNA, 2976 nt
Organism: Anopheles maculipalpis
Lineage: Eukaryota; Metazoa; Arthropoda; Insecta; Diptera; Culicidae
Gene: Gli
Product: acetylcholinesterase
Exons: 7
Coding region: 69-2972 (967 amino acids)
Cellular component (GO): septate junction; tricellular tight junction; cell surface
Source: RefSeq, a predicted model, not a curated record